Cucumis melo (muskmelon) is the source of this 1548-nucleotide messenger RNA. Its product is annotated as PLASTID TRANSCRIPTIONALLY ACTIVE protein 6, chloroplastic. The coding region runs from base 118 to 1131 and encodes 337 amino acids. The record is from RefSeq and is a predicted model, not a curated record. Lineage: Eukaryota; Viridiplantae; Streptophyta; Magnoliopsida; Cucurbitales; Cucurbitaceae. The transcript is spliced from 6 exons. Gene Ontology annotation, cellular component: plastid-encoded plastid RNA polymerase complex.
UUUUAGAUAUUUCAUUUUAAUUAUUUUGAACGUUAUCCACCUGACAGUAUCCAUCAACGGACUCAACAUAAGAGCGUUCGAAUUCUCCGGCGGCCGCUUCACAGAGUUCGCGUCCUCAUGAACUCCACCGUCUUCCUCCUCUCCUUGCCGUUGCCGCCGCCCACAAUCAACCGUCUCCGAGCCUCCUCCAUCUCCGCCGCAACCUCUCUUCCCCACCUCCCAAGCCUGCCCUACAGGAAAUCCACUCCCUCUGCAUCUCCUCUCUUCCUCCCUAGAAGAAACCCUUUCCGAGUCUUCUCCGACGAUGGCGACGGAGAUAGCGGUGGUCCCGAUGACUACGACAUGGACGACGAGGAAAUGGAGGAAGUCGACAACAAGAAAGAUUUCGACAUCGAGUACGAUCCUCUAGCCGCGGCGGCAGCUGCAGCAGCGGGUUCCGACGGCGUCGGCGACGAGAAUAUCUCGAUUGUGCAGAGCAAAAGCUUCGUGUCCACACAGGGAUGGGAUUCGGAGAUGAUUGUGGAUUAUAGGAUAAAUGAGGAGGAAUUUCAUAAGAUUAGUUUGUUGCACUGUGAUUUCUUCAUUAGGAAGCCGCCGGAUCCCGAUAAUGAUGUUUAUGAUUUCAGAGAGAUGUACGUUACUCCUCCAGAUACUGAUGUUUAUGCCAUCCCCAAAGUUCUUGCUCCAAUGCCUCAGAAGUAUAUUAGAUGUGCUCAGAGUGAUUAUGGAUGCUACAAUGUCACAGAACCACCUAUUGAUGCACCUAGAGAUCCAUUAUACAAGUCCGAAAAGGAGGUUCUUAAGGUUUUCUUGACGAAGCACUUCAGAAACCGAAGGCUGCGGGACCCAGAAUUUGUCCUAGACUUUGAGGAAAUAUAUGUAAUUGAUUCAAAAACCAAGUCAAUCACCAGGGCAAGAGUCCUGGUAACAGUUCCAGGAGGAAGAGAUAGGGACAGGAGAAGCGACUUGCUUGUAGUUCGAGACAACGGGAACUCUUUCAAGAUCAUCCAUUCGAGUGAACGAGAUGACCCGACCACGGUGAUAGAGAAAGAAGAGUGGACCAAAACUAGACAAGAUAUGGAGAGACAUCUUAGGAAGUUAAGGGACUUCAGCAUUUCAAAUUGGUUUUAAACAACACCAUUCAACCUGCAAAAGUCGUCUCAGAAUCCUCAUCUCUUUAGAAGUGAGGACAAGAAAUGUGAUUCCAAAGUUUCAAGCAUGAUUUGGACGGCCAACUUACCUGUCAAGAUGAUUCUCUCGUGCGAGUUCUCAACGUAUCUCCUGCCUGUGCUCUUGUGAUCGGUAUUGAGUUCCUUUAUGGCUAGUUUGCACUUGCAAUGAUUGUUCUUGAUUCAAAUUCUACUCGCUUUCAAUUCUCGUCACGAGAUAAGAGUCGAUGAAUCUAGGAGAGGUAGUUUUUUUUUGUAGAUUUGUAAUGCUGAUAGAAUUCACAAAAGCUAUUGACAUGUAAGGAGAAAACAAAACAAAACUGUAUGAGGGCUUCUAGCUAGCUUCCAAUGAGAGUAUUUUCUAUUGUUAGUAGUGAAA